This is a messenger RNA of Geodia barretti, 309 nucleotides long. The record is from the annotation of a GenBank genome assembly. Lineage: Eukaryota; Metazoa; Porifera; Demospongiae; Tetractinellida; Geodiidae.
CUGGCAAAGCAGCUAGGCGACGACUUCAAGAUCAGGCCGGACUCGACCCGCGUCCAGAUCAUCGCCAGCGGAAGCCUCGACGAGUACGAGAUCGACGCGCUGUUGUCGUCGGGCGCUCCUCUCGACGGCUUCGGAGUCGGCACCGCCAUGGGCGUCUCCGCCGACGCGCCGUACCUCGAUAUCGUCUACAAGCUCACGUCCUACGCGGGCGACGGACGGGUCAAGCUGUCAGCCAACAAACCCGUCCUCCCCGGUCGCAAGCAGGUCUCCGCUCGAUCCGACGGAGACCGUGACACGGCGACACCAUAG